This is a messenger RNA of Tigriopus californicus, 1583 nucleotides long. RefSeq lists its product as uncharacterized. NCBI's taxonomy places the organism in Eukaryota, Metazoa, Arthropoda, Copepoda, Harpacticoida, Harpacticidae. The transcript has 2 exons. The coding region runs from base 792 to 1493 and encodes 233 amino acids. The record is from RefSeq and is a predicted model, not a curated record.
CACAAAUUCGUUCCGUUGGUUAUUUUGCAGUCAUAGUGCUUGCUUUUCUAAGCUUGAUAAACAAAAAUUGGCAUUCUUAAAGGAGCCGCCUUAUAUUUCAAUGGAAGCGUUCAGGCACCUUUGAGCAUUUUUUGGUUUGAAGAAUGAUUGAACUGACCGCAGUUAUAGUGACAUUAUACAAUGAUAACUUGAUAAGUCACAACAAGGCAAUCAUCUUUUUUAACUUUGACCUUCCUCUCUCUUUCGGGCAUGAAAAAGGGGCUUCGUUGUCAUUUUUCUUGUGUGUCCUUGAUGUGUGCCAAUCUUAUGUUUUUGGUGUGCCAAGGCAAGAGACACUAGAGGUCCCUUAAGAGUCCCUGGCCCAAUCACGUUUUUGUGUGCUGAUUUGUAUGUGCCAUCUUAUACUUUCGGCAUUCCAAUCUCUUUUUUAUGGAGUGCCUUUUUUGAUGUGCCUUUUAUAUUUGUAUGUAUGUGUAAGUGAUAUUCUUUUUGCGCGCACAUUUCUACUUGGACAAAAUUUGCUGCAAUGUGGUACAUUCAGCUAAAGAGACUUGGCUACCUUUCGAGUAAACCUUGAUUCCAAUUAAAAGACAACAUCUCAUUUUCCACUCUUUUCCAACAAUUUUUGUUUUCAGAAAGCCAGAUGAUAGGCCACUGAAUCAAAGACUCUUCCUACAUAGACUAGAAGUAAAACUUUACCGUAAAAAAACAUCCAAGACUCUCUACUUGGCUUAAAAACUAAGGUUCUUUCAUUCCCUCGUCAACUAUCGUCAACUCCCUAUAAAGCUACUAUGUCCCUAGCCACAGAAAUGUACCAUAAAGGGGGAAAAGUUUCCCUCCCUGAGGUGAAUGAAUGGCACUCGCUGUGCUCGGAUAUUCCCAUCUUAUUGAACACACAUCGUUCUCUCAAGGCAGUGCCGCGCAGUUGCUCCUUUCUCCCAUUCCAAUUCCACACCUCACAACCAAAACCGCCCAUUCAAGUCCAAAGACACAAUAUGUUCAAUCCAAGAGUGAUGGAUAUCAAUUCCCGAACCCGAUGCAGCCGGCCAAAUAAGCGCUAUGAGCUCUUGGAAGGACAAUGGGAACACAAGCGAUAUCUCCAGCAUCAACAGCGACUAAGACGAACCAAGUCCAUGGUUGAUAUUGAGCGACCCAAAAGUUCACUCUAUACUCAUGUGCAGCUAAAGGCCAAGAAACAACAGAAAUUGGCGGAACGGAAUGCUGAGGUCAUGAACGAGAAUCUGAUUCUGCUUCGUCAUUUGGCUGAGAUCGCAACCUCCAAACGAGUGGAUGAUGGCUUUGACACGAAAAAGAUCCAUUGGCAGGACUACAUGGGCACCAUCAUCGCCAUGAGGCGACAGCAAGUCCAGUGGUUGAAGUCCAAAUUGGAAGAUAACUUGGCCAACAUAAAAUUGGAAGAAAAGGCCGAUCGAGUGGAAGGAACAAAGUCUGCCAAGAAGAAGAGGAGAGCGGAGACAAAAAAAUCGAUUUAGUUCGAUUGUGAGAUGCCACCCGGAAAUUUGGAAUGUCUAGACGUAAUUAAGUUAUCUUAAUCGAAUACAAAUGAUUAUCAAGACAUUUAG